Messenger RNA from Trichechus manatus latirostris (Florida manatee), 800 nucleotides. It is a transcript of the gene CUNH1orf54, whose product is annotated as chromosome unknown C1orf54 homolog. Lineage: Eukaryota; Metazoa; Chordata; Mammalia; Sirenia; Trichechidae. The transcript has 7 exons. Bases 236 to 667 code for a protein of 143 amino acids. The record is from RefSeq and is a predicted model, not a curated record.
CAGAACUUACUAGAGAGGAAAUAACUGGCCCUGGCUGAGAGAUUUUUAUCAGAAGCUAUACAGUAGGUGCUACCAUUCCCCAUAGCCCAAGACGGGCAGGGGAGAGGGACUAUCUUCAGUCUAGAAAAACACUCACCCCUUCCUCAGAACAUUUCAACUGUGAUGGAAGAGACUGUGAUUAAGCCUCAGAGAGAAGUGCAAAUCUGGAUGGUGACACAAUAGUGCACAAUCCAGAAUGGAUGUCCUCGUUGUAGCCAUCCUCGCUGUGCCACUCAUCCUGGGACAAGAAUAUGAGCAUGAAGAAAUACUGGAAGAGGAUGAUUAUUAUCAGGUGAUCUAUUAUUACACUGUCACCCCCAAUUACGAUGACCUUGGUGCAAAUUUCACCAUUGAUUACUCCAUGUUUGAGUCAGAGGACAGGCUGAACAGGUUGGAUAAGGAGGUAACGGAAGCAGGAGAGACUAACAUUAAUCUUGAAACCGAAGCAGGAGAGACUAACCUUAAUCCUGAGACAGAACGUCAAGACCAUCUGAAGCCUGUAACAAGGAAACCAGCGACAAUGGAAACUCAGAGUCCAGAUCUGAAAGAUGCUGUGUCCAGUCUGCAGAGUCCUGUCUCCCUCAUCCUGUCCUGGGCCCUCAUUCAGGGGGGGAUGUCCUUCACGUAGAAGGAAAGAAGGCUGCUACAACUCCUUGGAUGGGAAUUUGGGGGAAGGAAAUUGGAAGAUAAAAUAAAGAAUACAAUAAACAAUCUGGUUAUUCUCCUACUCCUCCGUGAGGGUGUCUUCUAAAGCCACAACA